Molecule: messenger RNA, 1143 nt
Organism: Lycium barbarum (goji berry)
Lineage: Eukaryota; Viridiplantae; Streptophyta; Magnoliopsida; Solanales; Solanaceae
Exons: 3
Coding region: 1-1143 (380 amino acids)
Source: RefSeq, a predicted model, not a curated record
AUGCUGGAAAAGGUGCUAGGCAACCAAGACAAAGCAGAUAGAACAUUGAAAGGGCUGACAGAAACAGUGGGAUCUCACACGGCUUCUAUUCAGAAGCUCGAGUGGCAGAUGCGAGAUAUUUCCAGAGAACAACACCCUCCACAGAAGGGAGGACUUCCUAGUGACACUAUUCUGAAUCCGAAGAAUGGAGAAGGUGGUUUAGACCGUGUAUAUGCCAUCAAUACUCGGAGUGGUAAAAUAAUCCAAAGUGCUGAAAAGAAGGUGAUAAAUCUUGAGCCAGUUGCUGAAGAAGAAGAGGCACAAUAUGAUUUGCCAACAAUCGUUGAUGAGGUCCAGAUAGAAGUUCCUAUUAUUAAGCAGGUUGAUGAUGUUCCAGAAAGUUUUGAAAAGCAGAAGUACAGCCAUGACACUAGGAAGUCAAUGAUUUCCAUGAAUAUCCCUUUUAUUGAUGCUAUCAAAGAGAUGCCUAGAUUUUCAAAGUAUUUGAAAGAUUUGCUGACAAAGAAGAGGUCUGUGAAGCAUGAAACCAUGAGUGUGACUCACCGUGUUAGUUCUAUUAUAUCCAUCACCAAUGUUCAAAAGAAGGAAGAUCUGGGGGCCUUCACUUUUCCUUUUUUGGUUGGUCAGCAUGAUUUUGCUCGCGCUUUAUGUGGUAAUGGGGCUAGCAUAAAUUUAAUGCCACUUGCUAUUUAUAAGAAAUCGGGAUUGGGGAUGCCUAGCCCAACGACUAUGCGAUUACAGAUGGCUGACAACUCUAUUAAGAGGCUGCUUGGUAUGGUAGAUGCUGUUCUUGUGCGGGUUGGUGAUUUUUUGUUACCCGCGAAUUUUGUGAUUCUUGACUAUGCUGUUGAUCGGGACAUUCCCAUUAUUUUGGCGAGACAUUUCCUUGCUGCAGGAAGGGCUUUUAUGGAUUUGGAAAAGAAUGAAAUAAAAUUCCGAGUCAAUGAUAAGGAGGUGAAUUUCCAGCACCCAAAGAAGCUAGAUCUUGAUCUUGAAAAUAGAACAACCCCUCUAGCAAAACCAUCCAUUGUUGAUCUACCUAAGCUUGAGCUUAAGCAGCUGCCUGCACAUUUAAAGUACGAGAUUAUUGGCCCCGCUAACAUUUUGCAAGUUAUUGUGUUUGCAUUGCUGAAUAAAGAGUAG